ACCCCCGAUGGUACUUACUUCCUCCAAUGCCCAGGCCCCCGUGCAGAGUUUCCAUUAUUGGACCUCCACAGACAGGGAAGAGCACUCUAUGCAGGCUUCUAGCUCAGCACUACAAUGCUGAGGUGCUUGAUAUGGAGGUUUUGGUGAAGCCGGUUCUGGCCAAAUCUGAGCAGGAAAGGCUUGACAAAAUUAAAAAGGAGAUGACACAGGUCGCUAUAAAGAAAAUUAAGAUGAAGAUGGAGCAGGAUGGCGGACAGAAUUCGGGUAAUUCGGAUGAAACCAUUUCUGUGGAAGUGACAGAAGAUCACCCAGAGGUACAAGGCAUGGUGCUCACUGCACUGGAAAAAGCCAAACAUAUGAGCGCAACCCCCAUCAGCCUGUAUGCUGAUGCACUGGAGAAGCGUAUAAAAGAGAUUGAAGCGACUUACACUGGUGCAGAUGUCCGGACCGGCUGGGUGCUUGACAACUUUCCCAAGAACCUUUCCCACAUGGAUGCCUUGCAGAAAGCUGGAAUCCUGCCAGACAUCGUCUUCUGUCUGAGAGACAGUGAUGGCAGUCAGGUUUUGAAGAGAUUAUAUGAGACGAACAAGGAGAGCGUGGACAAAGCCGUAAGGAAGAGGUUGCAGGAUGAACAAUAUGAGAAGGAGAAACAGGCCUUAAACCGGAAAGAAAAAGAAUCAGAGGUAGAGGCCAAGCCUGCGGAGCUGCAAACAAAUCUAGAGACAGUUGCUGAGGAGACUGAAGAAAAUCCUGAACAAUCUGACACUAUCACUCCUGCUCAAACCGACGUAAUGAAAAAGGAGGAUAUGGCACUACCUGAUCAGUGGGAGUUGGGUUAUCCAAAUGGCCCGGAGAUGAAUGACUAUAAAGUACAACUGCAACAGUUUGCGUCCGAAUGGGGCAAAAUGCAGUCUGCGCUAACUGUCACCCACUCAGUACUGGAGAUUGGGGACAAAAACCCUAGGGACCUGCUCCAAGCGAUGGUCCAUGAGAUGGAGA
Plectropomus leopardus (leopard coralgrouper) is the source of this 999-nucleotide messenger RNA. The record is from RefSeq and is a predicted model, not a curated record. Lineage: Eukaryota; Metazoa; Chordata; Actinopteri; Perciformes; Serranidae.